Molecule: messenger RNA, 1563 nt
Organism: Poecilia latipinna (sailfin molly)
Lineage: Eukaryota; Metazoa; Chordata; Actinopteri; Cyprinodontiformes; Poeciliidae
Gene: zdhhc9
Product: zDHHC palmitoyltransferase 9
Exons: 9
Coding region: 1-1146 (381 amino acids)
Biological process (GO): peptidyl-L-cysteine S-palmitoylation; protein targeting to membrane
Cellular component (GO): endoplasmic reticulum; Golgi apparatus
Molecular function (GO): protein-cysteine S-palmitoyltransferase activity
Source: RefSeq, a predicted model, not a curated record
AUGUCGGCGGUUAUGAUAACGCGAAAGGUGCGGAAAUGGGAGAAGCUCCCCGGGAAGAACACCUUCUGCUGCGACGGGAGGGUGAUGAUGGCCCGGCAGAAGGGGAUCUUCUACCUGACCCUGUUCCUCAUCAUCGGAACCUGCUCCCUCUUCUUCGUUUUCGAGUGUCCGUACCUGGCCGUCCACCUGUCUCCUGCCAUCCCAGUUUUUGCCGUGCUGCUCUUCCUGUUCGUCAUAGCCAUGCUGCUGAGGACGAGCUUCAGCGACCCCGGGGUCCUGCCGCGGGCCCUUCCCGAGGAGGCCAACUUCAUAGAGAUGGAGAUCGAGGCAGCCAAUGGGAACGUCCCGUCUGGGCAGCGACCUCCACCUCGGAUCCGUAACGUUCAGAUCAACAACCAGAUCGUCAAGCUCAAGUAUUGCUACACCUGCAAGAUCUUCCGGCCUCCGCGAGCGUCUCACUGCAGCAUCUGUGACAACUGUGUUGACCGUUUUGAUCACCACUGUCCGUGGGUGGGCAACUGCGUGGGCAAGAGGAACUACAGGUACUUCUACCUGUUCACCCUGACGCUGUCCCUGCUCACCAUCUACAUCUUCGCCUUCAACAUCGUCCACGUCGUCAUGCGCUCCGUGGAUCACGGCUUUCUGAACACCUUGAAGGAAACACCUGGAACUGUACUGGAAGUGCUGGUGUGCUUCUUCACCCUGUGGUCGAUGGUGGGACUGACUGGUUUCCACACGUACCUCAUCUCUCUGAACCAGACCACCAACGAGGACAUUAAAGGCUCCUGGUCUGGGAAGAACAGAGGCCAGAAUCCUUACAGCCACAAGAACAUCAUCAAAAACUGCUGCGAGGUUCUGUGUGGGCCGACCUACCCCAGCGUCUUGGACAGACGAGGGCUGAUGCAGGAGGAUUCGCCCGCUGCUGCGAACAGCGAAGGUCCCUGUUCCUUCGACAACCCAGUGGCACAAACUACGAAAACCACAGCUCCUCUCAUCCCCAACGAGCACACGCCUGACGACGUCAAGCCGAGCAUCGCAGCAGAGAAAAGCUCCGGCCCGAAAGACGACCAGCCGCCGGCCGCCAUGCUGCCGCCGCUGGCUUCCCCCGAGACCGAUGCUGAGACGUCCAUCGCCAAGAACCAGUAGCUGGACGGACCAGCAAUCUGUCGACUCAUGAACUGAAAAACAAUAAUAAUCAGCACCUGAUCAUAUGAGGGGUAUUCAGUUAACCUUUGACCUUUAACGGAUUGGAGCGCCUGCGCUUUUCCUGCAGAGACGUUUGACUCCUAGAAGAGAAGGAAAAUCAGCAGCUUCCCGUCUCCUGACCACUGCAUGGAAAAGACUCGCAGGAGAGAUGCUGCUCGGAGAGCCAACGCUGAUUGUUAGUCUGUUUGUUCAUCAUCUGAAACUGUCAACAUUUAUAUCCAGAGGCCAGUUCAGUUAUAGCAAGCAUCAGAGACGAAGGGUCUGAUUCCUGAACAUCGGUUGAAUCAAAAACACUGCAGAAACUCUAAAUCCUACCAAGUAUUUUAGAUUUUCUAGAGCAGAUAUUUUAGCCACAUG